Myotis myotis is the source of this 761-nucleotide messenger RNA. Its product is annotated as protein phosphatase 1A-like. The record is from RefSeq and is a predicted model, not a curated record. The coding region runs from base 84 to 722 and encodes 212 amino acids. Gene Ontology annotation, biological process: protein dephosphorylation; negative regulation of canonical NF-kappaB signal transduction; positive regulation of canonical NF-kappaB signal transduction. The transcript has a single exon. NCBI's taxonomy places the organism in Eukaryota, Metazoa, Chordata, Mammalia, Chiroptera, Vespertilionidae. Gene Ontology annotation, molecular function: cation binding; protein serine/threonine phosphatase activity. Gene Ontology annotation, cellular component: nucleus; cytosol.
AAUGAGAGCAUGUUAGACAAGCCAAAGAUGGAAAACAUAAUGCCCAUGGGUAGGGUAAUGGGUUGCAAUAUGCGCUAAGCAGCAUGCGAGGCUGGCGAGUUGAAAUGGAGGAUGCACCUACAGCUGUGAUUGGUUUGCCAAGCGGACUUGAAACAUGGUCAUUCUUUGCUCUGUAUGAUGGGCAUGCUGGUUCUCAGGUUGCCAAAUACUGCUGUGAGCAUUUGUUAGAUCACAUCACCAAUAACCAGGAUUUUAAAGGGUCUACAGGAGCACCUUCUGUUGAAAAUGUAAAGAAUGGAAUCAGAACAGGUUUUCUGGAGAUUGAUGAACACAUGAGAGCUAUGUCAGAGAAGAAACAUGGUACAAAUAGGAAUGGGUCAACAGCUGUGGGUGUCUUCAUUUCUCCUCACCAGACUUAUUUCACUAACUGUGGAGACUCGAGUGGUUUCCUUUGUAGGAACAGGAAAAUUCAUUUCUUCAUACAAUAUCACAAGUCAAGUAAUCCGCUGGGAAAAGAACAGAUUCAGAGUGCAGGUGGUUCUGUAAUGACUCAGCGUGUGAAUGGCUCUCUGGCUGUAUCGAGGGCACUUAGGGACUUUGAUUACAAAUGUGUCCGUGGAAAAGGUCGUACAGAGCAGCUUGUCUCACCAGAGCCUGAAGUCCAUGAUACUGAAAGAUCUGAAGAAGAUGAUCAGGAGAAACCAAGAUGGUGGCAUAGGUAAACACCUGAAAUUGCUGCCUCGCACAACCACUUCAAAAAU